Molecule: messenger RNA, 975 nt
Organism: Dichomitus squalens LYAD-421 SS1
Lineage: Eukaryota; Fungi; Basidiomycota; Agaricomycetes; Polyporales; Polyporaceae
Product: HET-domain-containing protein
Exons: 2
Coding region: 1-975 (324 amino acids)
Source: RefSeq, a predicted model, not a curated record
AUGUGGUUGCUCAACACCGCCAGAGCUGAACUCAAGUUCUUUCCGACCCCCGAGAGCGUGCCUGGCGGGUACGCGGUCCUCUCCCACGUCUGGGAUAAGCAAGAAACGACCUUCCAGGAAAUCCAAACCUUUCGCGCUAGAUCCAGUCCUCGCGACCUCGUUUCUACCAAAAUCCGCAAAUUUUGUAUACUCGCGGAGAAGGACGGUUACGAGUGGGGAUGGGUCGACACCUGUUGUAUCAACAAGGACAGUAGCGCCGAGCUGACCGAAGCCAUCAACUCCAUGUUCCGCUACUACACCCUCGCCGACGUCUGCUACGUUUACCUGUCAGACGUGAUGACGCGCUCUCUCGACGUCCUCGAGAAGUCUUACUCCGAUUUUCGGAGCAGCAGGUGGCAUCGGCGCGGAUGGACACUACAGGAGCUGAUCGCACCCGAGCUUGUUGUCUUCCUAUCUAGAAGCUGGGAACUUCUGGGCACGAAGAUGGACCUAGCUCCGUUGCUGGAGAGCAUCACAAAGGUACCUGUGGACGUGUUACAGCUCAGAGUACGGCCAUCCGACUACUGCGUGGCCGCUCGGAUGGCUUGGGCUGCGAACCGCGAGACGACGCGUCCUGAGGACGAGGCGUACUGCUUGAUGGGGAUAUUUGGUAUAUUCAUGCCUGUCCUCUAUGGGGAAGGGAAGAAUGCCUUCCGCAGGCUACAAGAGGAGAUUAUGCGACAAAUCGACGACGUUUCAAUAUUCGCGUGGGGAGCUGUUGUCGAUGGAGAGCAUCUGGCCGAUAUCAACCUGACAGCGGCUACAACGAAGUUCGAGUCGAUAAUAUCCACCACCAGCAUUUUCGCAGACUCACCUUCAGCAUUCGGGUUUAUCGGGCACAAUAUUGAAUACCCAGAUGACGAUGACGAGGUCCCAUCGCCUAUCACAGACGGGUGGACAUCUUUGUCCAGUUCUGAGACUGUGAGUCAUUCCUAA